AUGGAAGAACCCACAUACGACCCAAGGCUGAUAUUUUGUCGCGCCCUUAGUCGACCUCUGGCAACCACCACCCUCGCCUACCAAUAUAAGUUGGUUAAUUGUCCUGGGAAGAGCAUCGUUGGCCUCCUCGUCGAAUACCCUGCAGGUGGUGCCACGCCUCCCCAUCGCCAUGGCGGGGCCUCUGUCUCUGCCUAUGUGAUCAGGGGCUCUGUACUGAACAAAAUGAACAAUGACCCAAUGAAGGUGAUCACACAAGGCGAGUCUUGGUACGAGGCUCCCGGGUGUCACCAUCGGAUCAGCGCAAAUGCGAGCGAGGUGGAGCCGGCGGCAUUUUUCGUGAACUUUGUUCUGGAUACGGAGACCCUGGAGCGAGAGGGGCCAGCGGUUUUGGUGCAAUAUGACGAGGAGUAUAAGGAUAUCAUCGCCCGGAAGAUGAGUGAGCUUUCAACGUAG
This is a messenger RNA of Penicillium salamii, 453 nucleotides long. The record is from the annotation of a GenBank genome assembly. NCBI's taxonomy places the organism in Eukaryota, Fungi, Ascomycota, Eurotiomycetes, Eurotiales, Aspergillaceae.